This is a messenger RNA of Octopus sinensis (East Asian common octopus), 548 nucleotides long. Its product is annotated as transmembrane protein 42. The transcript has 3 exons. The record is from RefSeq and is a predicted model, not a curated record. The coding region runs from base 59 to 529 and encodes 156 amino acids. Gene Ontology annotation, cellular component: membrane. Lineage: Eukaryota; Metazoa; Mollusca; Cephalopoda; Octopoda; Octopodidae.
UUAAUACAAAAAAAAAAAAAAAAAUCAGGAUUUAUUGGAAACAUGUCAACAGAUUAAAAUGAAGAACUGGAAGGAGGUGAUCAAUUAUGGAGCAUUUUUGGCAGUUUUUUCUGGUCUCUUCGCGGCAUUAGCAUCGACAUCGGCCAAACUUGUAUUUAAUACCGACAUCGUACAACAGUUCUGUCAAUUAGUCUCAUCUUCCAGCAGCAUCGCAUUAUUUCAAUCGAUUAUCUGCUCUGAAGCUUUGACGAAUGUGUUAUGGGCAAUUUGUGUCGGGUUUGUCAUUCUGUUUAAUGUUUUAAUGUGGACAACUUUCACCAAGGCCCUUCAGUAUUUCUCUUCAACGGUUGAAGCCUCGGCCACAAAUACAGCAUCUAGCUUUCUCUUUUCUGCCAUCUUGGGGUGGAUAAUUUUCUCUGAACAUUUGAAUUUGCAAUGGUUUGCAGGUUUUAUGUGCAUCAUAUCAGGUUUAUAUUUAAUUCAAAAAGAAAACAUUCAUCAAGAAAAAAUUGCGAAAAAAACUGAAUAAAAAUAAUAUUUUCUGUGAA